CUUAUUUUCCAAAGGAAAUACUAUACACUCCAUGAGAAGACUCUACGAGUCGGUAUAAAAAUCAUAAUUUAUGCUCUAAAGGCACCUUCUUCAUCCCCCCUUCUUCAAGUCAUCCCUAAACAGAGCACAGAAAGCCCUGCCUUUUUUACUCUGUCUCUCACAUCACACCAUAAUCAUCCACCGAAACAAAUCCAGACCUUUGUUCCCAGUCCAUCUCUUUACUGGAAUAUUGGAUCUUGCUUUGUUAAUCUUUAUUAUUUAUUAUUAAUCUAAUAAUAUUGCCAUUUUUGUUAAUAAAGUUUUUGUUUUUUUGAUUUGUAACGAAUCAGAGCUUCCUUUCUCAAUCCCUAUCAAAGAUGUCGACUAGAAAACCUUCAUACACAAACCCAAAACCCUGCAAGCACCUUUCAGCUUACAAGCUCAAACAUGGCUUGAGUGGCUAUAAAUCACUCCAAAAGUGCCUCAAGACCACCCCAAAUGGAAGGACAAGUGUUCAGAAUCCUGGCACAGAGAUACCCAGAUGCAGUUCCUGUAAUGGGUAUCAAGGUAGACUCUAUAUUUGUUUGAUUUGCUCUUCAAUCUCAUGCUCAAGCCACGCCCUUUUGCAUACCCAGUCUGAGAUUGGCCACUAUUUAGCUGUGGACAUUGAAAGGGCUGAGCUUUAUUGCUGUGCGUGCUCUGAUCAGGUCUAUGAUCCUGAUUUUGAUAAGACUGUGAUGUCUAAACACAUGGUGGACUUGCCAUAUAGCACAAAUAGUGCAGACAGUAUAGGAGAGAGACUGUGUGAAAGGAAGAGGCUGGGUUCAGGUGUAGAAUUAGUGGAUUUGAAGAAGGCCGAAAAGUCGGCUUUGACGAGAGAUCAGAGGGCUAAAUCAUGUUACCCAUUGGGUUUGAGGGGAUUGACUAAUUUGGGCAAUACUUGUUUCAUGAAUUCUGUGUUGCAAGCACUACUACAUGCACCUCCUUUGAGAAAUUACUUUUUGAGUGAUCGGCAUAACCCCAAAACAUGCCGGAAAAGGACUGCGAAUCGGCUGUGUUUGCCUUGCGAACUUCAUGGUAUUUUCUCGGCUGUGUAUUUGGGGGAUCGGACUCCUUAUAGCCCGGCUCAAUUUCUUUACAGUUGGUGGCAGCAUUCAGAAAAUCUGGCAAGUUAUGAGCAGCAGGAUGCUCAUGAGUUCUUCAUUUCAGUCUUAGAUGGGAUCCAUGAGAAAGAAAGCAAAGCAAGGAACCAAACUAGAGAUACCGGAGAUUGCCAGUGUAUUGCUCAUAGGGUAUUCUCAGGACUGUUGAGGUCCGAUGUCACUUGUAUGACUUGUGGAUUCACCUCAACAACUUAUGACCCUUGUUUGGACAUAUCACUCAACUUAGACACAAGCCAUUGUUCUUGGUCAGAUGCAUCUAAUAAGCCCGUCAAACCAAAUGACAACAGCAGUUCAUCUACUCUUUUAGGUUGUUUAGACUUGUUUACAAAACCAGAGAAGUUGGGAUCAGACCAAAAACUGUACUGUCAGAACUGUGAAGAAUUGCGAGACUCAUCGAAGCAAAUGUCCAUCAGAAAGCUCCCGUUGGUGUUGUGUUUGCAUAUAAAACGAUUUGAGCACUCCCUUGUCAGAAAAAUGAUGAGGAAAAUUGACAGCUAUUUGCAUUUUCCUUUCUCCCUAGACAUGACUCCAUAUCUGUCUUCUUCAAUUGUCAGAAACAGAUUUGGAAAUAGGAUCUUUGCUUUUGAGGGGGAUGAAUCUGAUAUAUCUACAGAAUUUGAGAUUUUUGCAGUAGUUACUCAUUCUGGGACACUAGAAUCCGGCCAUUAUGUGACGUAUUUACGCAUAAAAAACCAGUGGUACAAAUGUGACAAUGCUUGGAUUAAUGAGGUUGACGAGGGAAUUGUAAGAGCUUCACAGUGUUAUAUGAUGUUCUAUGUGCACAAGAUGCUUUACUAUAAAUCACACGAAGAUUUGAGUCGCCUGCCCAUUUCCACACGGAUAGAGGCAUUUCACAGGGUAGCUGGUUGCUGCUAAAUGUGAUGUUUCAAAUGAUGCUUACAGUUGGCUGAACAAGAAUUGGACUUUCGAUAUACAUCAAGGCAGGCUAUGAACGGUGAGACCGAGAAUGCUUCUGCUGAAGGAGCCGUUUCAAGAAUCAGAUCCCUUUGGCCUAAGGAAAUCACGAUUCCAUGUUGGACGGAUGGGGAAAGGCAUCACCAAAUUGCAGAAUUUUUGAAGAUCAUGGUUUGAAGCAAGGAUACAUCCAGCUGUGCUGUUAAUGGUUUGUUAACGGGUCUUUGUGAAUGGAUUUUGAGAGAUACUAGGCAACUGGUGGAACUCAACUUCCUCAUGUUGAGGUUUUUGUGCUCUUUACAAGAUUCGUGCUCAGCAUUUUUUUUGACUGCAGGUCAGUCAUGUAUAGGGUAGAUCUUUGGAACUAAUGUUUAUUUGGGGGUUCCACUAACUUUUGCUCUUCCACUUUCUAAAUGUCAAUAUGAUUUGUUAACUUUACUCUAUUCAUCCAA
Molecule: messenger RNA, 2509 nt
Organism: Prunus dulcis (almond)
Lineage: Eukaryota; Viridiplantae; Streptophyta; Magnoliopsida; Rosales; Rosaceae
Product: ubiquitin C-terminal hydrolase 22
Exons: 3
Coding region: 357-2018 (553 amino acids)
Biological process (GO): protein deubiquitination
Molecular function (GO): zinc ion binding; cysteine-type deubiquitinase activity
Source: RefSeq, a predicted model, not a curated record